GUUACUUGUAUCCAUGGCAACCAAGACUGUAACUGCGACCACUACUGGCUCGAGCGUCUUUUUAUUACAAAUGAUAGGUCUUCCUUUUUGGAUGGACUAAUAACAACAAGGCAUAAUUUCAAGAUCAACGCAUUGUGUGCCUAUGUAUGAUAAUGGAGGAGGGGUAAAAUUUGACUUUUAGAUGACUCAAACAAGUUUAAAAAUGUCCAAGCAGGUCAAAAAAGACAGCCGAGGAGACCCGCAAGCCUUGAAAUCCACAGGAAUCCACAGCGGGACAUCAUGUAAUCUGAGGAGGCUUCAGGCCCUGCUUGCCAAAAGCAGCCCCAAACAAGAGCAGGUGUUGGGUCAAAGCAAAGCAGGCGGCAGCAGAUUCCACAGCCCGCACCCUCCCAAAGACAGCUAUGGGGAAGCCUCCGAGCUGGAAAAAUUCAGCAUGACAUAUGGAGAGCUGAUAUGUUUUAACAGCCACCCGUUCCAGAAGGCUUUUGCAAACAUUCUCACCUUACUGGUCAACAAUCGCCUCUGCAGUGAUUGGAUGGAGCUGGCACCGCUCGAUUGGGCCCUCAGAGUGCUGCUGUGCCUGCGUUUGCUCAUCAGGGACCCUCAUUAUCAGAAAAUGUUCCAUUGUCUCCAAGGCGUCCAGUCACUUGCCAGGUAUAUGAAGUACGUUGCUGACGUGUACUUUAAAUGUGGUCAACCGGGGCUGGCUGCACAAUCUUUGGUCACUAUGACAUACGUAUUCCAGAAGCUGUCUGCUGUGGACGAUCAAAGGGUCUGGGUCAUCGAGAGUGGCGUUCCCAGAACGCUAGCGAAGCUUCUGUCCACCACAGACAGCAGCGUGCUGCUUGGAGCCCUCACGACGCUCACCACCUUGGCUGAAAGUCCAGAGUGCAGAGCUGAGAUUGGCGAGAUUCCCAUUGUGGAGAACCUUGUGGUCAUCCUACAGGACUACGACCCGUCGUUAAAGUGGAUGGCCGCAGAGCUGCUGAGGGUCCUCUCUGCGGUGCCGCGCAUCAGAGACGAGCUGAGGGAUGCAGAGGCGGUGCCGUUGCUGCUUAGUCUGUUGCACGCCCCCCACCUCAAAUUGCUGUGGAGCGUGGCCUGGGUUCUGGUGCAACUCUGCCAGGAUGCCCGCGCCAGGGCGGAGGUGCGCAGCUGGGGGGGCGUGCACACGCUUCUAAGGCUGCUCGGCAGUGAUCGACAGUUUGUCUGCGACCGCUUGCCCAUCGAGAACCUGUCGAGCGGCAACGCCAACAGCCACGUCCACAGAGAACAUACACGGGAGGAGGUCGGACCUUGCGAGGUUGCCGGCAAGGCCAUGGCCCUGCAGUCAGCCUGCUGCACAGCUCUGACUGAGCUCAGCCUGGAAGACUCGUGUGCUCAUCACAUUGUGCAGGAAAACGGAAUCUAUAUCCUCGCCAAAUUGAUUUUACCACAAAAAUCUGGACCCAACGCGUCAUCUUUGCAGCGUUACGCAUUCCGAGCACUGCGCUUUCUCUUCAGCGUGGAGAGGAACAGACAUCGCUUCAAGAGGCUCUUUCCCACGGACCUUUAUGAAUCAUUUAUUGACGUGGGCCAUUACAUGCGGGACCUGGAGGCCUAUGAGGGUCUUCAAAUCAAAGUGUCACAGUAUUCUGAGGAAGAGUUGGAGAGCCUGCGAGAGAGCAUCAUGGCUGCGGACCACAACCGGCCUGCGCUCCGGCUGAUCAAUGGCUACGCCGUACUGGACCACCUUGGCACUGGUGCCUUUGGGAGUGUAUUGAAGGUGCAGAAGCAGAGAUCUGGGAAUAUGGUGGCCCUGAAAGAGGUCAACCUCCGCAACCCAGUCUUCGGCAAAGACAAGAAGUCGCGAGACGGUAACGUGGAGAAGAUCAUCGCGGAGUUGACCAUCAUCAAAGAACAGAUGGCCCACCCGAACAUCGUUAAGUACUACAAGACCUUCGUGCACGACGACAAGCUGUAUAUUGUGAUGGAACUGAUUGAGGGAGUUCCUCUGCUGGAGCGAUGCAACUCCCUGAAGGAGAAGAAGCAGCGCUUCACUGAGGAACAAAUCUGGAAAAUCUUCAUUCAGAUGUGCCUGGCCCUGCGAUACCUCCACAAGGACAAACGCAUCGUCCACCGCGACCUUACACCCAACAACAUCAUGUUGGGCGACGAGGAGAAAGUCACCAUCACCGACUUUGGCCUAGCCAAACAGAAGCAGGAGAACAGUAAGCUGACCUCGGUGGUGGGCACCAUCUUGUACUCUUGUCCAGAGGUGGUGAAGAAUGAACCAUAUGGCGAGAAGGCUGACAUUUGGGCUCUGGGUUGCAUUGUCUAUCAGAUGGCCACCUUGGAGCCGCCAUUUUACAGCAACAACAUGCUGUCGCUAGCCAACAAGAUAGUUGAGGCCAUCUAUGAGCCACUGGAAGAUGGAAUUUACUCUGAAAGGCUGGAGGACAUGAUCACAUGGUGCUUGAGUCCUGACCCAGAGCGGCGUCCUGACAUUGUGGCGAUCGGCUCCCGGAUUGCCAACCUCAUGAUGAGGCACAUGGACGCUUUGUAUGCUUCUCACUUUGCGCUGGAGAAGCGAGCCGAGCGCGACAGGAAACGGGCGCAGAGGUAUUUCCUGGAAGGGCGCCGGAGCGGGAAAAGCUGCUGCCGCUCAUUCCCGACUCAGAAACAAGCAUUCUCAACACCUGAACUUGUGCACUUUCCGCCAAGCAACAUGGAAGAGAAUCUCAGUUUAGACGAUGCUUCAGAUCGUGAAGAAGCAGAGAAUAAAGACGAGCAAGGGCGACACUACAGAUCAAAAUCUGCCGCCUGCGAUACACCUCAUCUACCUCCAUGUGGGGAGGAUUUAGCGACACUGAGGGUGAAAGCAAAAUCAGGAAUCUGCGUCUCCCUGAGGAACCUUCGCCAGAUCGAGGACCCAGUCCACAGGUUGUUGGUGCAAUUGCACAAGGUGCUCUAUAUCACUCAGCUUCCUCCAGCCUCACGUCACAAUGUCAAGAGGCGGCUUGUAGAAAGAUUCAAAAAGUCGCUGUUUCAGUUUGGCAGUGACCCGCACAACCUGAAGACGGAGCUCAGCAAGCUGGUCCAGGCGUCGUGUGAUUUAAUGGAGUCUGGUUCCAGCAGUCCAGACUGGUGGCCUAUGGUGCUUCCCUCCACCGGAGACGCUGAUGAAGACUCAGGUGACAUUCUGAGAGAAGGAGUCACGUAUGAGCAGAUGCAGGCCGUGGUCGAGGAACUGCUGGAUGAGAGUGGCUACUACCGAGAUGAGAUUGGCAGGUGCGCUUCACCAUGGCGACGAGUUGCUUUCUGUGUGGGCAGCGAGUAGGUUGCACAAACACCACGCGGUGUGUGCGCGUAUUUGUGUGUGCAAAACCACAGACUCAAAUAGAAUUCAAGAAAAACAAGUUUAUAAAGGAAAUGAGCCUGUUUAGUCACAACCACACAAAGUGCAUGUACACACACACACGCUAAUAUGAUGAACAUUAUGAUUUUAAUACGUGUUUUUUUAAUACUACGUACACUGUAAAACAAAUUUACUAAUACAUACAAAUAAUUGUUUCGUGCAUACAUAUAAUUUGCAAAUCAGACUAGAGUAGUUUAGAGUGCAACUACAAAUUUAUGAAAUAAUAAAUGUAAGUUUUAGAAUGUACCUAACAAUUACACAUGUAAACAACCAUUCAAAAAAUAUAAUAAUAAUAACAUUCCAUUAUUGCUUUUUUUGGGAGCGGGGGCUGACAAAACUUAGUGGACAGUACUUUCUUUAGCCACAAGAGGGAGACAAAAGAUUAUAAACACGUCUCAAUAUGAUGUAGUUUGGGCGCCUUUGUUCACUAUUUUACGAGCGUCAUUCUUCCCCGAACUCGAUUAAAGAUCAAAUUCCCUGUGCUUUGUUUUGAUUUUAGGGAGGCAAAGAAGAAAAGCGAGCGCCGUCCGUAUUCGUCCUCUUGAGUCACGAACGCAGAUCUAUCAUUUGAAUUUAUUUAAUGAGCUCUUGAGGACUUUUCUUUUUUCCACCAAUGUCACGUGACACGUGGCUUGUAUUCAGGUAAGGAAGCUUUUGCUCUGUUUUAGUCGCUUUCUUCAGUUUUGCGCUUUAAUCGACACGGAGAAAGAAAACCUCUGCACAAAAAAAGCUUUGUUCAUUUUGGAUACCUUCCGAUUGAAUCGGAGCGUUAUUAUUAAAACAUGGAAUAUGUGAAACCCUCAAAA
Messenger RNA from Hippocampus zosterae (dwarf seahorse), 4203 nucleotides. RefSeq names its product NIMA-related kinase 10 (gene nek10). Lineage: Eukaryota; Metazoa; Chordata; Actinopteri; Syngnathiformes; Syngnathidae. The transcript is spliced from 35 exons. Gene Ontology annotation, molecular function: ATP binding; protein binding; protein kinase activity. Gene Ontology annotation, biological process: protein phosphorylation. The coding region runs from base 182 to 3319 and encodes 1045 amino acids. The record is from RefSeq and is a predicted model, not a curated record.